Messenger RNA from Tachysurus vachellii, 790 nucleotides. RefSeq names its product dynein, light chain, LC8-type 2b (gene dynll2b). Gene Ontology annotation, cellular component: cytoplasmic dynein complex. The record is from RefSeq and is a predicted model, not a curated record. Gene Ontology annotation, biological process: microtubule-based process; cilium assembly. The coding region runs from base 167 to 436 and encodes 89 amino acids. The transcript has 3 exons. NCBI's taxonomy places the organism in Eukaryota, Metazoa, Chordata, Actinopteri, Siluriformes, Bagridae. Gene Ontology annotation, molecular function: dynein light intermediate chain binding; dynein intermediate chain binding.
CCUCAGGAUACGUAGUUGAAUAUGAGUGAAAAUCGCAGCCGUCGCGUGGAUAGUGGAGAAAGGUGAAAAGCCGUCUGUUGUUAAAAACGUGGCGUUUUUUGGUGGUCCGUGAAGCGAAUAAAACAAGACGUCUGACCGGUUGCAGAGCUCGUUAACACACGACAUCAUGACUGACAGAAAGGCCGUGAUCAAGAAUGCUGACAUGACGGAGGACAUGCAGCAGGAUGCUGUGGAUUGUGCCACACAGGCCAUGGAGAAGUACAACAUCGAGAAAGACAUUGCUGCCUACAUCAAGAAGGAGUUUGACAAGAAGUACAAUCCCACAUGGCACUGCAUCGUGGGACGGAACUUCGGCAGCUACGUGACGCACGAAACGAAACACUUCAUCUACUUCUAUCUUGGUCAAGUGGCGAUCCUGCUCUUCAAGUCAGGCUGAGAAAGGCUUUCUAAUUUCCAUCGCACAAAUUCUGAGCUCAGGCUCCGAACCUGGACUGUGAUGCACUGAUGACUGAUGCCAACACACACACACACACACACACACAUACACACACACCUAUGUAAACACAACCAUACACUUACCCUGAGAAAAUAGCUAUGGAGUCUGUCCAUAAGUGCAUGGACCGUGUACAAUAUUUAAUUUGUAUAUGUUGCUUUUCUGUAGUUGCUCUUGAGUUAAAGCAACUUUUUUUGCUGAGUAUUUUUGCAAAGUUGAAUUUUGUUUUUGCACUAAAGUUGUAUAAACUGCUUUGACUGCUGCAUUUGAGUAAUAUUAAAGAAUAAAUACAUCAUA